CUGCAGUGCUGCUUUUAGUGCUGAGAUCCUGAAGAUAUCAGUGCUUCGCGGCCCACAACAAACUCAAGGAGAACAAAGAAGACCGGGACCCCCACUGCGGGGACCCGGAACUGAUCUGCUGCGAUGGCAUCUGAUGACUUUGACAUAGUGAUUGAGGCCAUGCUGGAGGCUCCCUAUAAAAAAGAGGAGGAUGAGCAGCAGAAGGAGCUUAAAAAGGACGGCCCUAGCAAUACCAGCAGCAGCACCGGCAGCAGCGGCAGUGGGAGCAGCACCAGUGGGGAGGCAAGCAAGAAGAAGAGGAGUCGGAGCCAUAGUAAAAGCAGGGAUAGAAAGCGCAGUCGUAGUCGAGACCGGGAUCGACAUAGGCGAAGAAACAGUCGGAGCCGAAGUCGUGAUCGGCAUCGUCAUCGUAGCCGUAGCCGGGAUCGUCGACAUAGUAGUGAGUGCCGAAGUCGAGACCCGCGUCGUGAGAAUCGUGUGUGCUACAGGAGUCCACCACUUGCCACUGGGCGUAGGUUUGGACACAGUAAGAGUCCUCAUUUCAGAGAGAAGAGCCCGGUCAGGGAGCCAGUUGAUAACCUGAGUCCCGAGGAGCGUGAUGCCCGAACAGUUUUCUGUAUGCAGUUAGCUGCCCGCAUUCGGCCACGAGACCUAGAGGACUUUUUCUCUGCUGUUGGCAAGGUUCGUGACGUACGUAUCAUCUCAGAUCGGAACUCCCGUCGUUCUAAGGGCAUUGCCUACGUGGAAUUCUGUGAAAUCCAGUCUGUGCCUCUGGCCAUUGGGUUGACUGGACAGCGGCUGCUUGGGGUGCCUAUCAUUGUACAGGCCUCACAGGCUGAGAAAAACCGUCUAGCAGCCAUGGCCAACAACCUGCAGAAGGGCAGUGGUGGACCAAUGCGUCUCUAUGUGGGCUCCCUGCACUGCAAUAUCACUGAAGACAUGCUCCGGGGCAUCUUUGAGCCUUUUGGCAAAAUUGAUAAUAUCGUCCUGAUGAAGGACUCAGAUACAGGCCGCUCUAAAGGUUAUGGUUUCAUUGUGUUCUCUGACUCUGAGUGUGCUCGACGGGCCCUGGAACAGUUGAAUGGCUUUGAGCUUGCUGGUCGACCUAUGAGGGUUGGCCAUGUGACUGAGCGACUGGAUGGUGGCACAGACAUCACUUUCCCUGAUGGAGGAGACCAGGAGCUGGAUCUGGGAUCAGCAGGUGGACGUUUGCAGCUCAUGGCCAAAUUGGCAGAAGGCUCUGUAAUCCAGCUGCCAACCACAGCUGCUGCCGCUGCCGCCGCUGCUGCUGCUGCCGCCACCACCGCUGCCCAAGCUGCUGCUUUGCAGCUGAAUGGAGCAGUUCCCUUGGGGACCCUAAACCCAGCAGCUCUGACUGCUCUGAGUCCAGCCCUGAACCUUGCCUCUCAGGCAAUUGCCUCCCAAUGCUUCCAGCUUUCCAGCCUUUUUACCCCCCAGACCAUGUGAGUCUCAGGAUCUCGCUCAUUUUAGUCUCUGGUUAUUUUCUUUUGUUUGGCUUCUAUUUACCUCUUCUUGUCCCAGGUAAAUCAGCAGUACGGUACAUUGCCUCCCUCUGCCUCUGGGUCCUGCCGCUCACUUCUUCACAUCUACCCUUCUAUGGCCCCUUCUCUCCUUUUUGUGGACCAAGCCAUCCUGAGGCCAUGGACAUUAACUCUAGGGGAAUUGGGGCCAUUGCCACCCUUAGACACCAAGAAGAGCUCCUCCUGCCCAUGGCCCCACUGUGAAUGGACUCUGAUGAGCAACCACUAGUUGAAGAGGAGAGAAUUAAUGAACACCCGUUUCUCCAUGUAUAUCAUCUCCUGGGAUGAUCUUCAUUGCCCUUCCCAACCACCUCUUAGUGAUUCCUCGAUUCCUCCUCUGUUGAGAAGGCUGUAGGGCAUUAACUGAAGGAACUGACUUUUUCUCCUAUACCUUUACCCUAUACUUUUGUCAAGGAAAACCCUUAAGCUCUGUGGUCCAAGAGGACUUUGGAAUUUAGGGGGCAGUGAACCUUGAAGGUUUUGGCUUGCUGCUGCAAGGGCCCUGGAAGAUAGCUUGGACAUGUAUGUAUAUUGUAAAGCCUGCCUUAGACCUCAGGUUGGGGCCAGAACUACUUUGGGCUCAACCUCUUCCUGGGAGCUGUAGAAAUGAUCUAUACUGCCAGGCAUUUUGUAUGUUUUAGGGGCAUUUAGGAGUUUAGUGAAAGAUGGAGGUAUCUUUCCAGUAUCCUCCAUCUCCCUUUGUAUAGUUAGUUGUCCUUCCUCCCAGGUUCUUCCUUUGGUCCAGGGUGGAAGGAUGUUGGGGAGGCUGCUACUCUCCACCACUUCCCAUGUGCCUCUACUGUGGGCUCCACCCCAGCUGUUAAAGCUGCUCCUCUCUCCUACUUGGGCACACAUGAGCCUUUACUGGAUUUUAUACCCUUACGUCUGUACAUAAAUAUACAUAGAUAUAUAUAUAUAGAUAUAUAUAUAUACUUCGUACAAAAGGCAAGUCUUGCUGUUGUGGCAGCUGCUGCCCGUGUGUGUGGUACCAGUUGUAUGUGAUGUUAACUUCUAAUGAACCAAAACCAUGAGUUGGUUCUAGGGAUAUAAAACAUUUGUAAUGCUAUUGUGUUUUCUUUAUUUAAAUAUCUAACCUUCUUUAGAAAGAAAAAAGGUGCACACCUUUAUACAGAUACACCAUCUGUAUCUGCAUUAUACUCUCUUCCCCAUGAUCUCUUUCAUCUGUCUUCAUCUUAACUAUCUCCAAACCUACCUGCCCACUAUCAGGCUCUCUCUCUGCCUAAGGACAGAUCUUGUCUUUCCACCAGAUGGCAGUGUGACAGUAGCACAUUCUGCACCUUCCUUUGGGUGUUUUAUGAUCUUGAGAGCUUAAGUACCAGAGAAGCCUCCCAAGCUCAACAUUCUUACCAUUGGUCUCCAUACUGCCUUGAGCCUUGUUUGUAGUAGAAAUCCCAGUCCAGUAUCCAAAGGGAUUGAGCAUCAUACAUCAAGAUUCUGCAGGCCUUAAGUCUUCUAUUCUCCCAGCCAUUUCAACUCUUGCUUCCCAUAUAUAGCUCUGCCUGGGACCAGUGAUUUUCCAGGGAGCUGAGUAUUCUAGGAAUGGCCCUACCAAAGGGGAGGCACACCUUCCUUCGUCUGCCUGCUUUGUAAGGCUUAUUGUUAUAAGGCAAUGGAGUCAGAGCCUGGCUCACCAGCUAGAAACCAGCCAAGAGGAGGAGGUCUGAGGUUCAGGGGCAGGGCUGGUGGGGCUCUUUCAUUUUUUACUGGUCUCUAUGGCAACGAAGUGUUAAGACUUUAUUGUCUUGCUAAAAAUAUGGAUAAUUACUGUUAAGUUUUAAUUUGUCAGCUCUCAGACUUCUAAAGCAGAGUGAUAGUUUUUUGGUGAUGUUAUCUUCUGGGGUUGCUUUUAACACUGAAGUAUUAAGUACUCAAAGCCUAUUUGUGGCAUGAAAGACCACUGGGAUUCAGGACUAGCCCUUGAUUCUUUUAGGCUGCUGCACUCUCCUUCCCUUUCUGCUGCUGUUUCUUUUGCUGCCAUCCCCACCCCUUCCCUAGUUUGCUCUCUGGACCUCCAGAAGGGAAGGAGAAUGCAUUAUUUUUAGGUAGGAGCAGCUGGCUGUGGCCCAGUCCCUCUGUAGUUAUUGAUUUGGCUGCUAAUGCAUCCUGAGAAGCACAGUGUGGACCAUUUUUGUAAGUCAUCCUGAAGCUAUGGACCAGGCCUCCUCAUGGCAGUCUUGAACUCCUCCAAACUAUAAAUACCCACAGGCCUCACCUCCCUGCCCUCCUGUGUUGGACCUUCAUCUCUGCUUGGUUUCUUUAUGUCCUAUUUUUACCUACUUGGGGCUUCUUGUACUUUGGCUCCUUUCACCUCAGUUCUUUCUGGCCUCCUCGUCUUCCUCAUACAUCCUCUUGCUGGGAGAGGACAAUGGUGGAAGUGAAGACAGCAUCUCUAGUCUUAACCUAUGUAAGGGAACUGCAUCUACUGGGUGACAGCCGGUGUCUCUGUAUGUGACUCAGUGCCUGUCAUCCUUCUGUUGGGAGUGGUUGGAAUGGAGAAAAGAGGAACAGUAAACAGCUUCUGCACCCACCCUAAGAUAAAAGAAACUUCCCUCAACCUCUCCUGCCUGAGCAUGGUGGCAAGGAGGGGAGAGGUGAGACUGGGACCCAGAUUCUUUCCCAGCAUGGUUGGAAUUUUCCCACCAGUUCUCAGUUCAUAAUGGGAUUUUCACCUGACUUUUGGCUUAUGUAGCCUGUGCAUCAGUCUCUAAGGCAGUGGCAUUUCCUCUCUUUUCUUUAAACUGCUGUGUUCUUGACAUUGGGAUUUCAGAAGUUAUAUUUGGACAGUUAGAAGAGUCUAUCCUGGCUCUGAAAAGUGAGUGGUAUAAUAAUAACAUUUAUGCAGGAUUUGUUGUGGGUUAGGCAUUGUUCUAGUCACAUGUAUUGAAUCAUUUCAUCUUUCACUGACCCUCUGAGGUAGAUUAUUUUAUUGUCUUUACUUUGUAAAUGAGGAAACUUAUACCCAAAAAGGUUAAUAAUGCCCUACAGUUACAAAGUUAGCAAGUUUAGGAUUCCAAUUCAGGCAAUCUAGCUUCAGAUCCCUUGAUUUUAAUCUUAACCUGCCUCAGCACCACUGUGGAAGCUAAGGCCUUGGAGUCAUGGGGAAAUGUCACUUUUUCAGUCUCUAUACCCAUAGUUCUCAGUAUAUCCUGAAUUUUUCCACUUCUGUGUCUGCUCAUUUUGUUCUGUCUUCUGGGCCCUCUUCUGCUGAUCAAAAUCUAGCUCUUUAUGGCUCUGAAAUGUUCCUAGUUGGAGCUGAGUUCCUUUUUCAGUAUUCUUUGUCCCAUUAUAGGUCUUAUUGGCCUUUAUUUACAGUUCUUUGUUUACUCUAUUAAUAGAUGGUUAUGGCCUAAUCACGCCAGGCAUAGACAUGUCCUUUUCGUUAUUGCUUUGCUUUACACAUAGUACAAGUCUGUUGAAUUAAUUCCCUCCCUGUUCAGGUUGGAGCCAGGCUUUCUGAAUCCUGUUCCUUCUAGCCUGCCUUCCCUGGCAGCUUCAUCUAUUCCUUCCUCACCUCUUCAAGAGAAGAGGCAGCUUUACUCUUUUUAGUGUUACCAUGGUAGCCUGUGAUGCUUUCUGUCUAAAAUGCUGCUUGCCAUCCACCAGAGACUGGUGUUUCCGUGGCAACCAGGUGAAGUCAAUAGUCAUGAGCUGGAUUCAGGAAAGGAAUUCUGGUCUGAGAAGCUGUUUGUCUGAAUCUUCUGGCUUCAGUCAUCCUUCUCCUCCUUCCCAGCUUUUGCAGUCUGUAUCCAGAACUGAUUUGCUCUGCUCUUGGUUGAGAGAACUCUGUGUGAGGUGAAGCAGACCAGCCAACUUAGAUCCAUGUGGGAAGGUGGAAACAAGGAAAGAGCUGAUCAAAGAUCACUUUAAAAGUUGGAUGAGUUCUGUUCACUGCCCUAGAUGAUCUGCUCUCAAGAGCCCUUACAGAGUUGGCAGGAGUUACUGGAGAGCCAUUAAGCAGUUAUUUUUGAGGGCAAUGGGUAGAUAUGGAUGAGGUGUCUGAAGACUGGAAAGGAGCCAGUCACUGCUGGAUUGCAAAGAAGGAAACAAUGACCUUGGAAAUCAGAGACUUGUCAGACUCUUGCCAGUGUUCCAGAAAGGAUGGGAGCUGUAAUCAGCUUUCAAGCAUCAUGAUACCUACUUGUUUAGAAUUAGUUUCCUUCUCCCAAUUCCUGGGCCCAACCAAGCCAGGGGACGGCCACCUUGUAGCAGAUUGGUUAUACUCUGGAGCAACACAACAUGGUUCAGAUCUGCUAUCUCAAACCAACUGUGAGCUUGGGUUAGUUACUCUGUUUCUCUAACUCAGACUCCUCAUCUUAAAAAAAAAAAAAGAUAACAAUAGUACCUAUCUCAGGGAUGUGAGGAUUAAAUGAAAUGAUCCCUGUAGAGGGCUUAGAACUUGUUAGCUGGUCAUUACUGCUGCCAUCAGUAUUCCCAUUCCUCUGUAUGCGUACUACACACUUGACUUUCUACCUGACCUUAUUCUCCUCCCCAACUUCAGACAAUGCUCAAGAUUUACAGGGGGAGAAGUAAGAGUGGGGCCAUGAUGAAAAUAAACCUCAAUUGUUCCUGUGCUAGAAAUCCCAGAUUCACAAGGUCCUGGGUCAGGUACAACCAGCCUAGCUUUCAGGAAGACAAAUACCACUGUCCAAUCUUUUUUUAUGCCUGAAACUUUAUAUAAUCAGAUUAUGGCCAGAUGGCUUUGAAAAAUCAAGGUGAGCCCCCCAGGUACCUUCAGGGUACCUAAUACCCUUUGCUUUUUCUGGCACUCAUGGUUAGAGCCCUUUGCUAGUGUCCCACCUAACCUCCCAAGUAUUUCUGUAGCGCCUGCUCUUGGUCUUCAGAACCUAGCCCUACUUGGCAAUUUCCUUUCAGAAUAAGUAUUUUAGCCCUGGCCAGUUUGGUUCAGUGGUUAGAACGUUGGCCCGUAGAUCAAAGAGUUGUGGGUUUGAUUCCGAUUAAGUGUACAUACCUCGAUUGUGUUUCAUCCCUGGCCCUGGUCAGGGUCAUGCAGGAGGUGACCAGUUGAGGUGUCUCUCUCACAUUGAUGUUUCUCUCUUUCUCCCUCCCUCCUCUCCACUCUGUCUAAAGAUAAAUGGGAAAAAUAUCCUCAGGUAAGGAUUAAAAAAAUAAGUCUUAAAUCAUCACAGGUUCUCCACCUAAAGACCAGUUGUCAUUUGGACAAAAAAUGGAAAACUGCAGUACAAUACCAUUACUUAGACUUUAGUUGUCAAAUCUUACCCCUAGUCUUUCCUAAAACAACAAAUCCAGUGAUGGGUCACCUAUGAAUGCUGUGGGAGGCAUGUGGGACCUUACAAACUGCAACUUAAACUUGUAUUCCCAGAGUGGUGCUGUGCUUUGAGAGGUUAGCAAACUGCCAAGUACCUGAAUAAGGGACCAGAACACAGGUGUCAGAAAUAUGGCUUCUGCCCGGCCGGUGUGACUCAGUGAUUGAGCAUCGACUCAUGCACCAACCGGUUCAAUUCCCGG
This is a messenger RNA of Molossus molossus (Pallas's mastiff bat), 7049 nucleotides long. It is a transcript of the gene RBM23, whose product is annotated as RNA binding motif protein 23. Gene Ontology annotation, molecular function: RNA binding. The transcript is spliced from 13 exons. Lineage: Eukaryota; Metazoa; Chordata; Mammalia; Chiroptera; Molossidae. Gene Ontology annotation, biological process: mRNA processing. Bases 124 to 1467 code for a protein of 447 amino acids. Gene Ontology annotation, cellular component: nucleus. The record is from RefSeq and is a predicted model, not a curated record.